GAGGAAGGACUGUGUGGAUAUCUUCAAUGGAACGAUACGAAACAUCGACGACCAGCAGCAUGAGAGAAAAAGGGUCAACUGCGGACUGUACAUUUUCAGAGAGCUGGUGAAGUUGACUAAGGACGCCACAACAGAAGGCAGAUUCGUCAAUGAAUCAUCUAAGAA
This is a messenger RNA of Perkinsus marinus ATCC 50983, 165 nucleotides long. RefSeq lists its product as hypothetical. The transcript has a single exon. The record is from RefSeq and is a predicted model, not a curated record. Lineage: Eukaryota; Perkinsozoa; Perkinsida; Perkinsidae. The annotation marks the transcript as partial.